Molecule: messenger RNA, 1056 nt
Organism: Funneliformis mosseae
Lineage: Eukaryota; Fungi; Glomeromycota; Glomeromycetes; Glomerales; Glomeraceae
Source: the annotation of a GenBank genome assembly
AUGGCCACAUCUUUGUUUCCAACUCCGGUACCUCGAAGAAAGUAUCCUGUCGAAUUCAAAGCCGGGAAACUUAAACGAGAGGAAGGCUCGAAUUGGUUGAAGGCUGACGAAAGAAAGGGACUCAUAUACAUGGAUCAGGGUGAAGAUCAAUUGAUGCAUUUCUUCUGGAAAGAUAGAAAAGCCAAUACCGUGGAGGAUGAUUUCAUUCUCUUCCCUGAUGAAGCCGAAUUUAUUCGAGUAGAUCAAUGUACAACUGGUCGUGUAUAUAUACUUAAUUUCAAAUCAUCUUCCCGUAAAUUAUUUUAUUGGAUGCAAGAUGCAAAAGAUGAAAAGGAUGAAGAAAACGUUGCAAAGUUGAAUCGAUUAAUUAACGAUCCCCAAGGUGGAUUAGCGGAAAGUAGACAACAAAAUAAUGCAGGUCAAUUAGGUAGUCCUUUUCGAAAUAUGGAUGAUUUGGGGUUUGGAGUGGAUCAAGAGCAGUUGUUGCAAUUACUUCAAGGCGGAUUAGGUGGGCUUCCCAUCACGUCAACUACUCCUGCCAGCGAGCCACAAUCUGCCACAGCUGCGACUUCAGAAGCUGGUUCUGGUGCACAGACAACUGAACAAAACACUGGUUUUACUCCCGAACAAUUGGAACAAUUAGGUAGCUUGAGAAAUGUUUUGCCAAGUAUACAAAACCCAGAGGGAGGAACGAGGCCUGACGUAAAUCUGCAAGAUGUUCUAUCACCCAAUGCUAUUGGACCCUUAUUAAAUAAUCCAGAAAUAUCAUCAGCUCUAUUUCCUCAUCUACCAUCCAAUAUUGAAAGAUCGCCUGAAGAAUUAAGUGCUGUUGUUAACAGUCCACAAUUUGCUCAGGCAUUACAAUCUUUAAGCAUGGCUUUACAAUCGGGCCAAUUAGGACCUUUGCUGACUCAAUUGGGUUUAGAUCCAUCAGCCGGAAAUGGCGUGGAGGCGUUUCUUCGCGCUGUUCAGGAGCAAGCGGGCAGACGACAAAGAGAUCACAAUGACGACGAAAAUGCCGAUGACCAUAGCGGUGAUAGAAUGGAAGAGGAUUAG